Postia placenta MAD-698-R-SB12 is the source of this 378-nucleotide messenger RNA. RefSeq lists its product as hypothetical. The annotation marks the transcript as partial. The record is from RefSeq and is a predicted model, not a curated record. NCBI's taxonomy places the organism in Eukaryota, Fungi, Basidiomycota, Agaricomycetes, Polyporales, Adustoporiaceae. The transcript has 2 exons.
GUAGCGACUAUUUUCUAUGACUACGUCCUGAACCUACGCAGAGAAAUAGACUUGACAUGGAGAAGAGGCUCGACAACCGGUACCAUUCUGUUCCUUGCCAACCGAUAUCUUGCACUGGCAUAUUGUCUCUUUCGUCUUACCUCUCUUAUUUUUCAUAGUCUGGGCAGGUCAGUGGAUCACCUACUAUUUCACACCUUUGGGAAUAAGGACACUGUCACAGUUUUCUCGGCUCUCCGUGUGUAUGCAGUGAGCAGCAAGAAUUGGACUUUGACGUCCUUGGCCCUUGGUUGGGGGCUUGUGCCAUUAGUUACCAAUAUUGUAAGCAUCGUUAACCAGAUACUCCUACAAUUCAUGUGCCAAUGGUCCUCCGCAGGUUAA